GACGCCCGGAAGGCCCCGAGGGCCGGACGCCGGGCUCGCCGACGCCUGAGGGGAGCUUCGGCCGGCGCUGGACGAGGAGGACGAGGAGGAGGAAGAGGACGACGAAGAGGACGAGGAAGAGGACGACGAAGAGGAGGAGGAGAAGGAUGCCGCGGAGCCGCCCCGGGCCCGACCCCCGGGCCCGCAGCCCGCAGCCCCACACCGCCCGCUGACCCCGCCCGCACCCACCACUCAGGCGGAGCCAAUCAGAAUAAUGUUCAUCACCAACGUCUUGGAGAACCUGAAGGUUUACGUCAGCAGCCGGCCUCCACUCGUGGUCUUUAUGAUCAGCGUAAGCGCUAUGGCCAUCGCUUUCCUCACGCUCGGCUAUUUCUUCAAAAUCAAGGAGAUCAAAUCGCCAGAAAUGACCGAGGACUGGAACACCUUUCUUCUGCGGUUUAAUGAUUUGGACUUGUGUAUAUCAGAGAACGAAACGUUGAAACAUCUCUUAAACGACACCACAACCCCCGAAAGCACAGUGACUAGCGGUCAGGCCCGCUCAUCCACGCAGUCGCCUCAGGCCCUCGAGGACUCUGGGCCCAUUAACGUCUCGGUGACAAUCACUCUGACCCUGGACCCCCUCAAGCCGUUUGGAGGCUACUCACGGAACGUCACCCACCUUUGCUCCACCAUUUUUGGGCACCAGAUCGGACUUUCAGGGAGAGAAGCCCACGAGGAGAUCAAUAUCACGUUCACGCUGCCCGCCGCUUGGAAUUCUGAUGACUGCGUCCUUCACAGCCACUGUGAGCAGGUGGUGUUCACGACGUGCAUGACCGUCACGGCCGCCACAAAUGUGUUUCCCGUCACAGUGCAGCCCCCGCACUGCGUCCCCGAAACCUACAGCAAUGCCACUCUCUGGUAUAAGAUGUUCACGACAGCCAGGGACGCCGACACGAAAUACGCCCAGGAUUACAACCCCUUCUGGUGUUACAAAGGGGCCAUCGGCAAAGUCUACCACGCUUUAAACCCCAAACUGACCGUCAUCGUUCCAGACGACGAUCGCUCCUUAAUAAACCUGCAUCUCAUGCACACCAGUUACUUCCUGUUCGUGAUGGUGAUCACCAUGUUCUGCUAUGCAGUCAUUAAAGGGAGGCCCAGCAAACUGCGGCAAAGCAAUACGGAAUUCUGCCCCGAAAAGGACUUGGGCAUGGAGUCGACCUCGCUGGAUGACGUCCUGUACCGCUACGCCAGCUUCCGCAACCUGGUGGACCCCAUCACCCACGACCUCAUCAUCAGCUUGGCCCGACACAUCCACUGCCCCAAGCCGGAUGGUGCCUCCCUGGGCCACGUGGAGAAGCUGUGCCGGCAGCUGACCUACCACCUGAGCCCGCACUCCCAGCGCUGCCGGCCGCCCGGACUCAGCAAGAGGAAGCCCCAGGCCUGGCUAAAGGCGGUGAUGUCAGGGCCGCCCACAGAUAACACGGUGGACCUGUCGGGGAUCGUGCUGAACUCCCGGGAACUGGACCGGCUAGUGGGCUACCUGCAGCGCUGGGCCACCCAUGUGGUCAGCCUGGAGCUGGGCUUUACCGAACUGACUGAUGCCUCGCUGCAGCGGUUGCUGCCAGCCCUGGCCGCUCUGCCCCGCCUAGCCACGCUGGCCCUCCCGGGCAACCGGCUGACAAAGGCUGCCCUCCGCUACCUUACCGACGCCCUCAAGGACCCCGCCACCUUCCCCUGCAUCACGUGGAUCGACCUGGGCAACAAUGUGGACAUCUUCUCCCUGCCCCAACCCUUCCUGCUCGCCCUCCGCAAGCGCUGCCCCCACCAGGGCCACCUGCCCACCAUCUUCGAGUUCGGGGAGGGGCCACCAGGGAUCGGAGAGGGGGAAGGCCCUACGGACCCAGGCGGGCUGGGGAGGAGGGAGCUGGAGACCCAACCCCUUGCUCAGACGUGAGGCUGCAUCCUCCGGUGGCCCAGUGCUGGAGGAAGGGUGAGGGUCCCAGCCCACCUCACCUCUGGGGCACCCAGGGGGGUGCCCAAGGUUCACACCUGUCCCAGUUUGCCUCCUUUCCAGGUCUGAGGUUAGCAGUCAGAGGCGCUGUGUACCUGUGGUCCAUCCUGGACCCCUGCUGAACCAGGCCUGUCUGUGGGCAGGGUUUCCUACUACCCUCCCCCAGCCAAACCUCGGGAGGUGAGGGCCAGAGAUGAAGCACUGUGGGCUGGAACAAAGUGGCCUCAAGCUGGAAGGACAUGAUUCCCCCCACCCCCCCAAUCUGCACUACCCAUGCCCUACACACCCAUAUUCCUGAGGGUGGGAGGGUAGCCAGGGCAGGGACCACUGCCUCUCACUCUGGUCCCUGGGGGUGGGGAUAGCAGAGAGGAACCAGCUUGGGUCACUGCCAUGAACAAGGGGAGCAGGGAUGGAAGGGAGGUGAGGCACUGACCCCCCUCCCAGUCCACAAUUCACUGUGAGGGCCACAGCCCACCCCUGGCCUGCUUCCUGACUCAAGUCAGGAAAGCUGCAGCCUCGUCUCUUACUUGCUCAGAGCUGACUUGGAGAAGCACUGCCACCCCUUCAACCAGGGGACACACUUCACCCAGCUAGAAAAAAGCACCAAACCCCAAAAAACUUGUUUCUAACCAGAAGCUAGCCGAGGGGCGGGGAGGGGGAAAGUGUUAAUCUUCAGAGUCAAGUGGGGGGUGGUAAAUCAAACCACAAGCCCCACAACAGCCUGGGAUCCUUUCUAAAAUAAAAAAUGCC
Molecule: messenger RNA, 2740 nt
Organism: Tachyglossus aculeatus (Australian echidna)
Lineage: Eukaryota; Metazoa; Chordata; Mammalia; Monotremata; Tachyglossidae
Gene: TMEM248
Product: transmembrane protein 248
Exons: 9
Coding region: 254-1933 (559 amino acids)
Source: RefSeq, a predicted model, not a curated record